Mucor velutinosus is the source of this 1113-nucleotide messenger RNA. RefSeq lists its product as uncharacterized. The record is from RefSeq and is a predicted model, not a curated record. NCBI's taxonomy places the organism in Eukaryota, Fungi, Mucoromycota, Mucoromycetes, Mucorales, Mucoraceae. The transcript is spliced from 9 exons. Gene Ontology annotation, cellular component: cytoplasm. Gene Ontology annotation, molecular function: 3-deoxy-7-phosphoheptulonate synthase activity. Gene Ontology annotation, biological process: aromatic amino acid biosynthetic process. Bases 1 to 1113 code for a protein of 370 amino acids.
AUGUCCUAUAACCGUACUGUAAUUACUGAAGCUUUGAACGAGCUCGAUGACAAGCGCAUCAAGGGUAUCAAGCCUCUUAUUCCUCCUCAAAUCUUGAUGGAAGACAUCCCUCUUACUUUGAAGGCUGCACAAACCAUUAUUGAAGGUAGAAAGGCUGCUGAAAAUGUCAUCAAGGGUACUGACGAUCGCCUUUUGGUCGUCGUUGGCCCUUGCUCCAUUCACGAUGUCAAGGCCGCUAAGGAGUAUGCUAAUCUUUUGAUUGAGUAUACCGAAAAUGCAAAGGAAGACUUGUUGAUCAUCAUGCGUGUUUACUUUGAAAAGCCUAGAACUACUGUCGGUUGGAAGGGUUUGAUCAACGAUCCCUUCAUGAAUAACAGUUAUGAGAUCAAUAAGGGUCUUCGUAUUGCUCGUCAAUUGCUAUUGGAUCUUAAUGAAAUGGGCAUUCCUACUGGUUGCGAGUUCUUGGAUACCAUCUCUCCCCAAUACACUGGUGAUCUUGUUUCAUGGGGUGCUAUUGGUGCCAGAACUACCGAAUCACAGAUUCAUCGCGAGUUGGCCUCUGGGUUAUCAUGCCCUGUUGGUUUCAAGAACGGUACUGAUGGCUCAAACGGUGUUGCCUAUGAUGCCAUUAGAGCUGCUAGCAAUGGCCAUCAUUUCUUGUCAGUGACCAAGCAAGGUUUAUCUGCAAUUAUUCAAACUGAAGGAAAUGACGCUUGUCAUGUCAUUCUCCGUGGUGGUAAGAGUGGAACUAACUUUGAUGCUGAAUCUAUCCAAAAGACUUCCCAAGAGCUCCAAAAGGUCAAGUUGGCCCCUGUCGUCAUGGUAGAUUGUAGUCAUGGCAACUCUUCAAAGGAUCACAAGCGUCAACCUAUUGUUGCUCAAUCCAUUGCUGAACAAUUGGCCCAACCCUCUGUCACAGGUGAUAACAUUGUUGGUGUUAUGAUUGAAUCCAACUUGGUAGAAGGCCGUCAAGAUAUUCCUAGCGAGGGUCCUCAUCGCUUAAACUAUGGUCAAUCCAUCACUGAUGCUUGUAUCAAUUGGGAAGAUACCGUCAAGACUUUGGAUGUUCUCCGUGAGGGUGUUCGUGCUAGACGUGCUGCCAGAAAGGCAUAA